AAUGAGGCCACAAUACUUUUCUUGCAAAAAGACAAUAAACAAGCAAAAAAAGGGAAAAUGCUCUCUUUGUAAGCAUACUAAUCAUUGGAUUUGUCUACAGGACAAUCUGUAUGCACUCUGCGUUUCAAUUCAAAAUUGCCAAGCAAAGAUUGUGUUAAGAAGAUGUGACAAAAAGGAAUUUGAAGCUAAACAAAUAGUUUCUGACAAUGAAAUGAUUGAUUCUCUUAUCACAAGUGAUGGAAUGGCUGAUGAAAACCAUCCUCAGGAAGAUUUGGGAGACCAUCAGAUUGUUAAAUAUUUUUGUACAAAUAAACCUGUUGCUAUAGAUAUUACAGUUGUUGAUGUGGAAGGUUUUCAUAACAGAUUGAAUUUAAAUGUUGGAAACAGCAAAUCAUUUUAUCAUCUUCUAGAUGAGUUAAAAAGAGAAGCCGAUCUUGUGCCAGUAAUACAAAAAAUGCUAUGUAAAAAAAAAUUGAAGCAUUAUCAAAAAAGAUUUAUGUAA
Dimorphilus gyrociliatus is the source of this 502-nucleotide messenger RNA. Lineage: Eukaryota; Metazoa; Annelida; Polychaeta; Dinophilidae. The record is from the annotation of a GenBank genome assembly.